AUGACGAUGAAGCUGUUUCGACGCGGAUCGCCACGGUGUAUCGGGCUGCUGUCUGCGUUCGUGACGAUCCUGCUCUGCCUUUACUACAUCUCCAUGGGGCAACCGUCGCCGGCUGGAUCCGGCCCGUCUGCCCCGACCGGGAUGGACGGCAAGGACGCACCCGGCGCAGUGCCAGUCGGUGCAGCCCACCAGAAACGCUCCAACGGACAGCAUACGGGCCCGCAUGCAAACCAUUCGUGGCACAGCUGGUUGCGGAGCAACCUGAUCGGUGGUGGCGGUCCUGCCGCCGCCGGUGGCCGACAGCAGCGCAUCGCCAACCGAGUAGGUGAUAAUGUGCGAGGAGACUCGGCCGAUGCGGACGACAGUGGUGGAGCCGAUGCAGACGAGGGUGGCGGCGGUGGUGGAGAUGCUGGACAAGUGCCGCGCUUUGGCAGCCGGUGGGACGAGUGCAACGUGCUGGAGGAGGCAUCGACCGAUAUCACCACCGUGGACGAGUAUGGGAAAUUCGAUUUCCAGCCCGAAUGGAUGAAAACGAAAGAAUACUGGGACAAGGAUUUUGAAGCCCGCUAUGAAAAGCUACAAAAGGACCCGAAAAGGCCACCGCUUAAGAUUGUGGUGGUACCCCAUUCCCACAACGAUCCCGGCUGGUUGAAAACGUUCGUCAACUACUUCCAGUCCGAUUCGCGCCAAAUACUCAACCUGGCCGUCACCAAGAUGCCCGAGUACAGCAACAUGUCGUUCAUCUGGAGCGAAAUUAGCUUCCUGCAGCUGUGGUGGGACCAGGCACAUCCGACCAAACAGCGGAUACUGAAGAAAUUGGUUCAAUCGGGACGGUUGGAAAUCACGACCGGAGGUUGGGUUAUGACGGAUGAAGCCAAUGCCCAUCUGUACGCUAUGGUCGAUCAACUUAUCGAAGGACACCAGUGGGUAAAGGCGAACCUCAACAUAACACCCAAAACGGGCUGGAGCAUUGAUCCGUUUGGGCACGGUAGUACCGUGCCGUAUCUGCUGGCAGCAUCCGGCUUCAAGGGUACGAUCAUACAGCGGAUCCAUUACGCCUGGAAGCAGUGGUUCGCCCGCCAUCGGUACGGUGACUUCCUGUGGGCGCCAUAUUGGAAAAGUGCGUCGAACAGCGCGCGGGAUCACACGAUGCUGACGCACAACAUGCCAUUCGACAUCUACUCGAUCAAGCACUCGUGCGGACCGCAUCCCUUCAUCUGUCUCAACUUCGACUUCCGCAAAAUCCCCGGGGAAUACACGGAAUAUUCGAUCAAGGCACAGUUUAUCACACCGGAAAACAUUGAGGCGAAGGCCGAUCUGCUGAUGGAGCAGUACUCGCGCACGGCGUCACUGUUCCCCCACAACGUGGCGCUCAUCCCGGUGGGCGAUGACUUCCGGUACAACAAGGAGAAGGAAAUGGAACAGCAGUACACCAACUACAAGAAGCUGAUCGAUUACAUCAACGAACAUCGGCAGAAGUACAAUGCGGAAAUAAGCUUCGGCACACCGGUCGACUACUUCAACGCCAUUCGUGAACGGUACGAUCGGUUCCCCACCCUCAAGGGUGACUUCUUCGUGUAUGCCGACAUCUUCAACGAGGGACGGCCAGCGUACUGGUCCGGGUACUUUACGACCCGUCCCUACUACAAGAUCCUGAGCCGCGAGCUCGAACACAAUCUGCGCAGUCUGGAGAUUUUGUUUACGAUCGCGUUCAACCGUGCCCGCCAAACCAGCAGCUCGAAUGCGUUCAAAAUUUACGAAAAGAACUACGAAAAGAUGAUACUGGCACGGCGUAAUCUCGGGCUCUUCCAGCACCACGACGCCAUCACGGGCACGUCGAAGGCGAACGUAAUGCGCGACUACGCACUGCGGCUGUUCGAAAGCAUACAGGACACGGUGAAGCUGCAGGAGAAGACGAUCGAGCUGCUGGUGCAACGGAAACCGCUCGAUCAGCAGCACGGCUUCCUGAUCGGUGAGCUGGAGCGGGACAACUUCGGCAAGCUGCCGCGCAAAACGCCCAUCAUCGUGACGGAGGGUCGUAGCACGGACUUUAUCGUGUACAACGCGCUCGCCCAGGAACGGCUGGAGGUGGUCACGAUACGUACGCUAACGCCACGCGUCAAGAUACUGGACGCGGGUGGCAAAACCGUCGACAUCCAGAUCAACCCGGUGUGGAACAUUACGGAGACGUCGUACACGUCGCGCAAGAUUGUACCCUCGGACAAGGAGUACGAGGUGAUGUUUGUCGCACGGCUAGCGCCCCUGUCGCUGACCACGUACACGGCCGCGUACGAUGAGGACGGUUACCAGGGCAAGAUGGCAACGCUGUACUGUACCGAGUGUCAGGACGAGAAGACGAAAGCGUUCGAGGUACGCAGCAAACAGCCGGGCGACAUACAGCUGGAGAAUUACAAGAUGCGUCUGCUGUUCGACGAGCAGAGCGGGUUCCUGAAGUCGGUCACGAAGAAGCACAUGGGCAAGCAGAUCCAGUGCGCGAUCAAGUUUGCCGCGUACAAGAGCGCGCAGUUCCACUCCGGUGCGUAUCUCUUCAAGACCGAUCCGGAACAGCGUAACUCCGAGAAGGACGUGCUGGAGCAGUACGGUGAUCUGACCAUUCUUAUCACGUCCGGCCCACUGGCAAGCGAUGUGACCGCCAUCUAUGGACCGUUCCUGGCGCACACGGUACGCAUCUACAACUCGAACAGUGUGCUGGACAGCGCGAUCUACAUCGAAAACGACAUUGACUUCGAGGCACCGCCAAAGAACCGCGAAACGGAACUGUUCAUGCGGUUCGUAACGGACAUCGAGAACGGGGCGAGUGAAAAUCCGGAGUUUUACUCCGACCUGAACGGGUUCCAGUACCAGAAGCGGGUGAAAGUGGCGGCAAUCGGGGUGGAAGGAAACUACUUCCCCAUCACCUCCGGGGCGUUCAUCCAGGACGAUCGAAUGCGCCUAACGCUGCUGACCACGCACGCGCAGGGUGCGGCAAGCUUAGAACCGGGCCAGCUCGAGGUAAUGCUCGAUCGACGCACACUGUACGACGACUACCGCGGCAUGGGCGAAGGGGUCAUCGACAGCCGCCUGACGCGGCACCGGUUCUGGCUGACGCUGGAAACGAUCGAUACGCCAACGGCGGCCCAACCGGACCCACCGGCUGCAAACACCAACGAGGAACAGAAGCCCAGCGCCGACCCCUACCAGCUGCCUAGCAUCUUUGCCAACGCGCUGGCAAACGGGCUGAACUAUCCGGCCAACUUGUUCAUCGUCGAACGGUACGACGAAAGCAAUCAGCUGGAGCUGAACCGAGCGGUGCGCCUGCUGCGGGUACAGUUCCCGUGCGAUCUGCACAUGCUCAAUCUGCGCACGCUCACCGAGAGCAACCUGCCCCUGUUCCCGUCCAGCUCGGCGCUGCUGGUGCUGCAACGGCAAGGGUACAGCUGCCGAAUAGGAGGUGACGAGAUGAUCGGUCACUUCUGCGGCAACGGCAGCAGUAGUAGCGGUGGUGGUGGUGGUGGUGGUGGUGCUGGCAGCAGUACCAGCAAUCCAUCCAAAAACCCAAUCAUUGACGGUGGCGAUGGUAAUGCGAUCGACCAUCGUCUGCCGGAAGUGCGGGAACUGCAACUGUUCCGACGGUUACGGAUCGAAGCGAUCCAGGCAACGUCACUGACGGGGUUACACCCGGGCGAACGGAUCACCACGUUCACCGACAUCUAUCUCGAACCAAUGGAACUCAAAACGUACAACCUUACGUUCGCAAAGUAG
This is a messenger RNA of Anopheles marshallii, 3762 nucleotides long. It is a transcript of the gene alpha-Man-IIb, whose product is annotated as alpha-mannosidase 2. Gene Ontology annotation, cellular component: Golgi membrane. The coding region runs from base 1 to 3762 and encodes 1253 amino acids. Gene Ontology annotation, molecular function: carbohydrate binding; alpha-mannosidase activity. The record is from RefSeq and is a predicted model, not a curated record. The transcript is spliced from 6 exons. NCBI's taxonomy places the organism in Eukaryota, Metazoa, Arthropoda, Insecta, Diptera, Culicidae. Gene Ontology annotation, biological process: mannose metabolic process; protein deglycosylation; N-glycan processing.